Molecule: messenger RNA, 312 nt
Organism: Plasmopara halstedii
Lineage: Eukaryota; Oomycota; Peronosporomycetes; Peronosporales; Peronosporaceae
Exons: 2
Coding region: 1-312 (103 amino acids)
Source: RefSeq, a predicted model, not a curated record
AUGAUGGAGCAGUAUAAGAACUUUAUCGACAUCGAUGACGGUGAUGACUGCAAGUCUGUUGAUGGAGUUAUUAAACCUUGUUCGUAUCCAGAAGAGUUUGACAAGGACACUCAAGAAAAGGAUGUAUCAGGCCGACGGAGAUCAGGUCACUGUUGCCACAGCAUGUUUGAUUGGGAAUAUCAGGCAACAUUACAGUCGCUUUCUAAGGAGAUUAGAAAGCUUGGGUAUCCAGAAGGGUCCACGAUCAACAAGGUCAAGAAAAAGAAAAGUCAUUGUAUGAGUACAAUGCUAGUAGCAAGUGUUGAGAUAUGA